This is a messenger RNA of Aedes aegypti (yellow fever mosquito), 1313 nucleotides long. RefSeq names its product eukaryotic translation initiation factor 3 subunit H (gene eIF3h). The record is from RefSeq and is a predicted model, not a curated record. Lineage: Eukaryota; Metazoa; Arthropoda; Insecta; Diptera; Culicidae. Gene Ontology annotation, molecular function: protein binding; translation initiation factor activity; metallopeptidase activity. Gene Ontology annotation, cellular component: cytoplasm; eukaryotic 43S preinitiation complex; cytosol. The coding region runs from base 77 to 1087 and encodes 336 amino acids. The transcript has 3 exons.
AACUUGAUCUCCGUUCGAACUUCUGUCAUCGAGUUGUCAUCCCCGCAUCAUCAUUUUCCUUUCGUAGUGUUCAAAAAUGGCGAGUCGUGCUCAAAAUCGUCGUCCGGCGCAAGAAGUCGAUAAUACCAUCUCGUACGUCCAGUGCGAUGGCCUGGCUGCGAUGAAGAUGGUCAAACAUUGUCAUGAGGAAUCGCGGAGCAACAUGGAAGUGGCCCAGGGUGCCCUUCUCGGCCUUGUGGUGGACGAUCGGUUGGAAAUCACCAACUGUUUCCCGUUCCCAAAGUCGUCCGACGAGACAAUCGAUGAGGAAGAGUACCAGCUCAAUAUGAUGCGUCGUUUGCGUCUGGUCAAUGUGGACCAUUUCCACGUCGGAUGGUACCAGAGUGCCGAUGUUGGCAACUUCCUGUCGUUGCCGCUGCUGGAAUCGCAGUAUCACUAUCAGACCAGCAUCGAGGAAUCGGUGGUGGUCAUUUACGACACGCAAAAGUCCGCUCGGGGCUUCCUGACGCUGAAGGCCUACCGGCUCACUCCUCAGGCCAUUGCCAUGUACAAGGAGGAGAAGUUCACUCCGGAGGCGCUGCGCAAUCUCAAGGUUGGCUACGAGAAUCUUUUCAUUGAGAUUCCGAUCGUCAUCAAGAACUCGGCCCUCUGCAACAUCAUGAUGUCGGAGAUGAAGGAAAUGGUCCCCGAGGAGGAGGGAACGCACUUUUUGGACCUGGGAACGGCUUCCGUGCUGGAAAAUCACCUUCGCUGUCUGAUGGACCGCGUUGAUGAACUCAAUCAGGAGGCCAACAAGUUCAACAAGUAUCAGCAAACUGUCAUUCGACAGGAGCAGGAUAAGCAUCGCAUGCUGGCCAAGCAUGCCCAGGAAAACGCGGCCCGUAUCGCCAAGGGUGAGGCCGCCAUCCCGGACGAAGAGGUUCAGAAACUGUUCCGACCACUGCCGGUUCCGUCGCGGUUGAACCCGAUGAUCGUGUCCGGCCAGAUCAACACCUACGCCCAGCACAUUUCCCAAUUCUGUUCCCAAUCGUUGGCUAAGUUGUACAUGACCCAAGCCCUGCAAGGUGCCAAGGAAAACAAGCAGUAAACUAUUGUGUGUAGCAAAACAGGUUCUUAGCUGAUGUAUCGAAGAGUGACAAGCGGACACAGAACAUUUCCAUUGUAAUUGAAAGUGCGAAAGAGAGAAACUUUUUUGGAGUAAGAUAUCGUUGAAGUUGGUAUUUAGAAAGCGGUAAUAAACAAGGUUUUCGUAAUCGGAUUAGUUCUGAAUAAGAUCAAAGGAACGCCGAUCCGGAUGCGAUUCCGCACAAGAA